Auxenochlorella protothecoides is the source of this 1104-nucleotide messenger RNA. Its product is annotated as Prenylcysteine oxidase. The transcript has 8 exons. The record is from RefSeq and is a predicted model, not a curated record. NCBI's taxonomy places the organism in Eukaryota, Viridiplantae, Chlorophyta, Trebouxiophyceae, Chlorellales, Chlorellaceae. Bases 1 to 1104 code for a protein of 367 amino acids. Gene Ontology annotation, molecular function: prenylcysteine oxidase activity. Gene Ontology annotation, biological process: prenylated protein catabolic process; prenylcysteine catabolic process.
AUGCAUGAUACUCAUAGUCAGUACAUCAGGGAACUGGCUGAUAGCCAGGGCCUGACGGUCAUCGGCCACAUUGGGGUCCCCCCCCCCGCCAUCUUUGAUGGACGAAGCCUCGUCUGGGCGGAGUCACCCUGGUGGCUCGUCAACCUCGUUAAGGCUGUCUGGCGCUGGGGCCUCAACCCUUGGCUGCUCCAGAGGUAUUCCGCCCAGUUCUGGGAUCGGUUCAGCGCUGUGUAUGAGCUCCAGACGCAGGGCCAGGCGUACGACUCACCUGAGGACCUCCUCAGGGCCGCUGGAGUGUAUGAUGACUCCCAGGUCACGCUCUUCGAGGCGGUAGAGGCUGCCCUGGGGGAGGGCGGGUGGGGCACCGAUCUCUUCAAGACGGAAGUGGUGGGAGCCAUCACGCGCGCCGCCUACGGCCAAACCAGCCUGCAGUUGAACGCGCUGUCUGGUGCUGCGGCGCUCCUGGCAGUCACAGAUCCCGGGGGUUUCAGCAUCGAGGGCGGCUUCCCCGGCCUGGCGUCGGCGCUGCUGGACUCCGCCAAUGCCAGCCUGCAUCUGGGCGCCGAGAGCGGCGACUUCGAUGGCAUCAUCCUGGCUGCCCCCCUGGAGGGCAGCCAGCUGGACCUGGCGGGCGUGCCCGACCUCGCGCCGCGCUUUCCUCGCUCCUUUGUCCCCACCGUAACCACCCUGGUCAGGGGGAGGGUGCGUGCGUCCUACUUUGGACAGCCGGCAGCCACGCAGCUGCAGUACGGCCGUGUGCUGGUGACGGCAGACUCCCCCGUCCCCUUUUCGUCCCUGGCCAAGGUCCAGCUGGCCCCAGGCCAGCCCAGCCUGUGGCGGCUGACGAGCCCGAAAACCCUCUCCCACGCCUGGCUCAGCAUCGUGUUUGAGGCUGGGUGGCAAGUGGCCGAUGCCACGACCUGGGCAGCCUACCCCAGGAGCGAUCCGCCGGAGGACUUCAGUCCCUUCCUGCUGGCUCGGGGCCUGUGGUAUAAUAAUGCGCUGGAAAGUGUGGCAGGCAGUCUCGAGGCCGCUGCAAUGUCCGCGCUCAACACGGCCCUGCUCGUGAAGCGAGAUGUGAAGGCCCGUUUGGAUGGGACCUGA